AUGGGCAUUCCACAACGCCUGCUCGAAGCACUGCGAGCCUCAGGCUACCGCACCAUUGCAGAUCUAGCAUUCAGCCUGCCAGAGCAGCAUUACCUCGAUGCAUGGCUAACUGCACAGCCCCAGGAACUCUGGGACGAACUGCAAGUUCAGGAUACCGCCUGGAGCCCCGUGAUCGGGAGACUCCGCCGCACAUUGGCACGAUGCCAAACCAUCACCUCAGGCACCGGCCCGGCCAUCAGUAGCCAAGACUCUGCACCUGCAACCAGCGCCACUCGCAAUGCGCACAUUGCCGAGAACGUCUGGGCCGAGCAUGACUUGGCAACCACUAAAGGAGACAAGAAGAUAUGCCUGCGCUUCAAUAAAGGCACCUGCAACAACCCCAACUGCAAAUUCCUGCACAUCUGCGGGGUAAAGCAGAGCAACGGGGAGCCGUGCGGCAAGAAGCAUGCAGCCUGGCAACACCGCGACGCGCCGCCUCCGCCCUCCACCUGCUCAGAGGCAUCCGCGCGAGAUCCUGAUGCGGCUACACCCAGCACCACUGCAACCAUGCCACGCCUAUUCCUAGACCUUUUUGCGGGCACGACCAGCCCGCUUACAGCAGCAGCCAAAGAGCUCAACCUGGACAGCAUCGAGCCUAUUGACGCACUCGCUAAUCCUAAACACAACGUGCUCGAUGAUUGCUUUUAUGCAAUCCUGCAAAGGCUAUGCUGGUCAGGCCUAGUCUCCUUCAUUUGGUCCGCGCCGCCCUGCGAGCAGCAGCAACGCGUCGACUCCAGCGCAGAGAUCCAUGCGCGCAGCCGCGCACUCAUCCGCGCCGCCACCGCUAAAGGAGCGGAUGGCGGUUUCGAGCAACCAGUCGACGCCAUGUCCUGGCUUGAGCACGACAACGUCCAACUGCUGUGCGAACUCAACGCCACAUGCGCGCACGUUGCAGCCUGCGCACACGGCUUGAACAUCCACAAAGCAUGGGUGUUUUGCUGCACUCUCAGGGAAACCGCAUCCCUUGCCUCAGUCUGCAAACAUCACCGCGAUGAGCACACCUCCGUUUGCAACAAGAGGGACUCCUCGGGAGCAUUCAUCAGCUCCACAACUGCAAAAUACCCCAGCACGCUUGCAAAAGCACUGCUGACGAUUGCGCAACCUCGCAUCAGCUCAACCGGGCUCCACAGCAUAUCACUACAGCACGCUCUGUCCUUGCUGCCAGUCUCCAUGCCGCCUCAUCCCCGCAUUCUAGUCUGCGACGGGUCAGGACAGAACAGCACAGCAGACCACUCCCUACCGUCCAACGACAAGCGCAUGUCCAAGCUGCGCGAAGCCUUCAUGUCCUACGUUCAGGACAACAACCUCAUGCAGCAAUUGGCAACGCACCUGUCACAGGCAAAGGACACGCAUCCCCUGUCGGAAAAACAACAGUUAGACCUGGCCUGCCUAGCCCAUGCAAUCGUGCACCCUGGUUUGGACGUGGCUCGCCAACAGAUGUUUGCAGUGGGGCUUGGCGUGGUCAUGUCUUUGUCGCUUUUCACGUUUUUGUUGGAAGAUUGUGACAUGCGCGUCCUUGUGAUUGCCGCCAUGAACGGAGCCAUCUACAAGAGGAUUUUUGUCAUGCAGACUUCAGAGACGGAGCAAGAGCUGGACCAACGCUGCGUCGAGUUGCUGGAGAUGCUCAGGGACAUGCCUUUUCAAUGCAUUGCCGUGGUCUCCCACACAGGUUUCUUGUCGCGGCUGUUUGCAGCACAUCUGCACUGGCGUGAGCCCAGUGCGUUUGCCAACGCGGAGCUUCGAUCCGUCGUUGUCCAGUGGCCACAGCCAACGACCAGCUGCGUUGCUUUACAUCACGAUAAUUCCUUUGACGGGAGCGGUAGCAAGGGCCUGGGCUGGGUGCGGACGGUUCGGCCGGUGACGGUGCGUGCUGGCCGCUCGAAGCGCCACGAGCCCCUGGGUACAAUACCGCCAGGAGAAGAGGUGUAUGUGGCAGACAUAGCAGGCAAGCGAGCGCAAAUCACAUCUCCCUAUGUGGGUUGGAUUUCAAUACGGACACCCGAGGACGAGGUGACAUCAGGUUGGGCGAGGGCUCUGCGCGAAGUCAACGUCCGCCAGGGUCGUGAAAAACGCUCCGAGCUGAUGGGCACCAUCACAGUGGGCACCCGUGUUUUCAUCCAGGAUGUGCAGGGCACCCGAGCUGAAAUACGGAAGCCUUUCCAGGGCUGGAUAUCUGUGCUGACACCCGACCGUGAGCCCACCGUGAUGCAGGAGCUGGAGACCGAGAUUGCUGCGUCGAGCGCACGUCCGAGAGCCUCCACUCAGACUUCAGAUUCGAGCAGUGACAAUGAGACCAGCACGAGCGAGGCCAGCAGCAGUGAUGCUUCCUCGCGACAGCCAGCUGCAGUUCCGGUUCCUGAGCAGCGCAAGUUGCCAGAUGCCGCGCCUGCCGCUUCCUCGAAGGUGCCAGCGAGGCCCGGGCCGCCUCAAGACGCUGCUUCGAUGCCUCCAGCGCAGGAGCCGAGCAGCAGCAGCGCGAGCAGCGGAGCGGGGAGUCGAACUGACAGCGGCAGCAGCACGAGCAGCAGCAGCAGCAGCAGCAACCAGCUCCAAGCGCCAUUGGCAGAACCUCUUGCAGAGGCUUCAAAGCAUGGAGCAGUGGAGCAUGAAGCGGAAGUGGCUCUGCCAGCCGGAGUAGGCUGGUGGUGGACGCACCUGAAGGCCAUCGUCUGCAAAGGUGAGUCCCGGCUCUCCGAAGUCGCCGGCCACAUCCCAGCGGGGAAGACGGUUUUCGUUCAAGAGCUCAGGGAUCAACGCGCCUUCAUCCGAGAGCCCCUGGAAGGCUGGAUUCAGAUGUUGUCGCCCAGUGGGAAGCCGAUCCUGGCGAUGGAGGCACCUGCGAUCCCAGACGAGGAGCCAUCACUCCACAUUGGCGCGAGCCGCGACUUUUCCCGGGAUUCCAAGGUGGUACCUGCCCCUGGCAGCCUCCAGUUCAAGAGGCCCAUACCAAGGGGGCGCAAAGUGACGGUGCAGGAUGCAGUGGACCUGCAGGCUGCGACCGAGCUUGGGUCAGGAACGAAGGAAAGGGACGACGAAGUGCACUCAGCUGCUCCUGGAAAGGAGGGUGCUUCUAGCCGUCCUAGCCUGACACAGGCAGAAGCGCAAGCUCCGGAUUCGGUUGGGGAAGCAGCAGGACAGCCUGUUGAAGUUCACGAUGCAGCAACGCCUUCGAAGCGUGCUGCAGCCAGCCGAAGCAGAAGCAGCGAAACGAGCAGCUCGCAAUCCAACCGAACCAGCACUUCUAGCACUUCUGGUGCAACGUCCACAAGUCGCAGCUUUUCGAGGUUAGGGGGAAAGGCCGAGUUGGCCCCCGAGGACUCUACUUACAAAUCCACGGAGAAGCCCACGGAGGAGGCCGCGGAGGGGCGAAGGGAUACGAGCCCAGGGACAGAACGGGCCACUGAGGACGGAACGGAGGAGGCCACGGCCAAACCCGUGGAGGUUGCGGAACAGGCGGAGCCAAAGCAGCUGAAGCCCUCCUCCAGGUCAUCGGUACUUGACACUCAUUUGCACCAAGAGCCGGCAAGGUCGCAGGAGUCUCAACACGAGUCUCAACAUGAUCAACAUGGCACCGUGGGCACUGUAGGCACGGUGGGCGGGCCAUGGGAGCUGUCGGAGAAGGAGCAGGAAGUGGCCAAAGGCACAAGAGACCAAGUUGAUCAAGGGAGUCCAGAACCCGACCUCAAGCCCGGCGGGGCCCCGCAUGUUCAAAGCGGGUCCCGGGUCGAUGAACAGAAAAAAGUGAUCCUUCUAGAAGCAAGCAAUGAUUCCUCUGACGUGGCCGAGGGCUCUAGGAUGUCUGGUGUGCAAGACCAGCAAGACGCGGGCAGCAUCCAAACCUCAAGUAUCGUGUGGUGGCCCGAUGAGGUAAUUUCGGCGGACCCGCAACAGCCACUGGAUGUGCACAGCCACUUGCCAGUCGAACAGCCCGAUGCAACACCCGAGGCCUCCGAGGCGAGUCCCGUCUUCCAGGCGAUCCCCUCGCAACAUCGCCAGCAUGGGCCCUGUCAGGAGCAUUCAGAGACUGAGCAUGUGGAGCCGUCAAGGCAGCGAGAGUCGCAAGAGUCGCAAGAGUCGCAAGAAGAGGCGCGAGAGGUUGAGGCAAGAUCGAAGGCAACUGCAGAGAGUACGCUUCCAGAGCUGGCUCCGGUGACUCCGGCUGCUGAUUCAGUGCACGAUGGAGUGGGCCACUGUGCACAGGCCCACGACCGCACCGCCCCCGCCGCCUCGGCCACCGCCUCAGCCGCUGUUGCCGCCGCUGCUGACGGUGCCGCCGCUGACGCCGCCCCCGCCGAUGACUCGUGCCGGAGCGCAGAGCCCAGACAAGCCUCGCCGCUGCAGACGCAGACGCCCGAAGUCGCGCGAGAGGAUUCCAAGGUCGCACGACUGCCCAUCGAGCCGGCGGACAGCUUCGUGCCCAAGAUGCUCGAGCUGCCCGAGGUGCCCCACACCCUGGGCAUUGGCCUGAACUGGGAGCUGGCAGACUCGCGAGGUGUAAACUUCAAACUCCCCAAGCAAGAAAGCCUGCAACAGCACAUCCUCAGCUUUAACGGCAACCUCCUUGAGAAGCCCGACCACAGCGUUACAGGAGCAACAGCUGGAGUAGCGGUGAAGCCGCUCAAAGAGUGGCACAUGGGUACAGAGGCCGCGUGGGUCGCAGAGUCGAAGCUGAUGCUGAGGCUUACUGCAGUGUGCAGUGCCGUCUCGCCGGAGGCCUUGCAGUCUGCCUUGGCCGAGGUGGCUCUGAAGAAGAGCUCUGAGUACAACUGUUCGGUGAGCGUUGCUGUCCGUACGCCCGCCGGGUCUGCGCAGGCAGCCGCCGGGAUCGUCAACUUCGAGGCGGGCCAGAAGGCAGCCACAGCAGACCUGUAUGCAUGGGGAAGUGUGACGAAGAUGUUCACGGCCGCAUCAAUCAUGAAGCUGGUUGCGGCUGGUGUCUUCCGGCUCGAUGAUGAGAUCGCCCCACUAGUGGACUCCGUGCUUGCAAAGAUGGCAGCGAAGGAUCCCAAGCAGAACUUCACCAGCGUGGAACAGCUCUGGGGCGUAGCUGCCGCAAAGACCACCCUGCGAGAGCUGUUGGGCAUGAUGUCCACCAUACCUGACUUCGAUACAGCGCAACCAGCCAAGACCGGCAUCUCCAAGGACCCCCUGCGAGCUCAGCUCUACCGCGAGGCGGACCAUUUCUAUGAGCCAGCCGAGCUCAUGAGCGUGCCUUGGGUGGCUGGACACACCAAGGAGUGCGCCUCACACUUCAUCAUGGGCAAGUUUUGCUACAGCAGCACCAACUUCAUGCUCCUGGGCUUAGCGCUAGCCCAGCAUGCUGGUGUCGAGCGGUGGGCAGACCUCAACCAGACGCAGUUCCUGCCAGACUACCUUCAAGGACACAUCCGCUUCGCCAACGCGGGUACUCCGAAGGACAUCGGAGCAGUUCCAGGAUACGAUCGGACUUCGUACAACAGGGAGCCGGGGAAUCUGAGUAACCACAACAACUGGGAAGUGGACGGCGUCUUCGCGGGCUGGACCGCCAGCAACGUUGUGGCCACCUCGGAGCAGAUUGCAGACUUGGCCUGGGAAAUUUGGGGGCCGCCGAGCAGCGUAGCUCCCAAGGAGCUCACAGAUCUGAUGAUUCCGAAACCUAUGCACAUCUAUGGGCUUGGAGCUUUCAACGUUGGUCUCUUUUCGGCUGGACAGACCGGAAAGCUAGGUGUUGCCUAUGGGCACCUGGGUGCCACAUACGGAUAUCAAAGCAUUGUGGGCUUCUUUCCAGAGCUCAAUAUCUCGCUAGCCUUGGCGACGAACAUUGAGACCGACAAGCAGGUCCAGACCCCUGAUUCGCUGUGCUUCUCAUACAAUGCGGUGGCAGGCUUGCUCCUGAACAAGACCUUCAACUGCUCCUUCAAAACAAUGGGCUACUAUGGCGGACAGUGCAAGUGCUCGGAGGUCUCGGAGCAGGUGCUUCAAGAUGUGCCAAGUCUGAGUUCGCCGUUUCACCGCUUUUGGGUGGGGCUCUUGAGCGUGCCCUCGCCUGUGCCAAAGAUUGUGCGCCCUGAGAUGUGCUUCGCACCCAUCGAAUCCAACAUGGCACCCAUCGAAGCAGUGCUAGUCAAUGGUCAGAGUAACGACAUUGUCCCAGAAUACUUCUGGUCGUGUGAGCAUGUUGCAGGUAAAGCCGAGAUAGUCAAAGUUCGAUUGUAUUGCUCGGUGGACGGCGAAGGUCCCAAAGCCAUGCGUCCUACCCUUGCCAUCAAGCUCCCUCCGCGCAGCGAGUGGUGGGUCCAUGAGAAGGAGGCCUCGGAGCGCCGCGUCGAGGCCUUGGAGGCCCGGCUCCGCGCAGCGGAGGCCGCCCAGGACCCCGCGGUGGACUGGAACCUGCUGCGCUUUGAGGACAUGCUGGAUCCUCCGUCCGAGGUUGCCAUCGAUACGGGACCUGAAGGCAGCCUUCCCAUUCCCACGAUGGAGCGGGCAUUCCACGAAGCCACGAACCUAGAAGCGGCAGCCACGGCGCUAUUGCGCCAGGCGGCCGACGAGGAGUGGUCUCGUCCACGGGGUGCACCAGCCUCCGGGCACAUGUACCCGACCACGGAUGAUGAUUGGGCUGCAUCCCUUCUCUCACCUUCCAGCCGCAGGACCGCUCCGAAGGCUGAAUUCCCGGAGGCUCCCGGCUUCGCCCCAGCUGGCUCUGCAAAGGGUGAAGCGCCACGGGCUGGGCCGAUCCCAACGUGGGUAUACCGAGGAGUCCCAGGCAAAGCGGUGCCACCGCCAUUGCCUGCUGCCCCAGCAGUCGAGACGACAGGAGCCGAGCUGGGAGGAGGUGCCAGGAUGCCUUUCGAAGCUUUGGAUGAUCAGCUCCACCACCUCCUCGUGUUCCAGGAGCAGCAGCUUCAACGCCAGAUGCAGCUCCAAGAGUACCAGUGCCAGCUCCAGGAGAUGCAGCUGCAGCGGCAGGAGCAGCAGCUGGAGGCACAACAGCGCGAGCGCGAACGCCAGGAGAGCCUCGAGGAAUUGCGAAUCUCAGACCUGCAGCUCAGUAUCAUGCGCCUAGGGGACCACCCCUGUUUCAGGGGUGUGCGCAGGUUAAACGGGGUAAAGCCUCAGACAGCGCCCAUGAAGCAAGCUCGCACCUAG
Messenger RNA from Symbiodinium natans, 7164 nucleotides. Lineage: Eukaryota; Dinophyceae; Suessiales; Symbiodiniaceae. The record is from the annotation of a GenBank genome assembly.